Molecule: messenger RNA, 575 nt
Organism: Gekko japonicus
Lineage: Eukaryota; Metazoa; Chordata; Lepidosauria; Squamata; Gekkonidae
Product: thioredoxin
Exons: 5
Coding region: 13-429 (138 amino acids)
Source: RefSeq, a predicted model, not a curated record
CCAUCGCAUAAAAUGAUGGAGGAAGGCGGUGCUAAUCAGAGCGCUUUAGCAGCCAUCGCGGUGGAAGAUCCGGGCGUGAGUGACACGAGAGAACGCGGGGCGGCUGCAAAGAUGGUGAAGUCCGUAGGAAGCCUGACUGAAUUCAAUGCACAUUUGAAUGAGGCUGGUGAAAAACUUGUUGUAGUUGACUUCUCUGCCACUUGGUGUGGGCCAUGCAAAAUGAUUAAGCCUUUCUUCCAUAGUCUUUCCGAAAAGUACCCAGGUGUAAUAUUUAUUGAAAUCGACGUGGAUGAUGCUCAGGAUGUGGCCGCCCACUGUGAUGUGAAGUGCAUGCCGACAUUCCAGUUCUACAAGAAUAAUGAAAAGGUGCAUGAGUUUUCUGGUGCAAACAAAGAGAAGCUGGAAGAAACUAUCAAGAGGUUUCAGUAACCAUGGGGCUUUUCCUGUUCAUGAAGUGCUGACUGUUAUAAAUUAUAGCCUUUUCUACACAGCAGAGUGAUCAAGUUAGAAUAUGUGUCUGAAUUCUUUGUCUCUUCCUACUGUAAAUGGAAACAAUAAAAAUGUAUAAACAGGUU